Molecule: messenger RNA, 1892 nt
Organism: Vombatus ursinus (common wombat)
Lineage: Eukaryota; Metazoa; Chordata; Mammalia; Diprotodontia; Vombatidae
Product: coiled-coil domain-containing protein 148-like
Exons: 14
Coding region: 1-1806 (601 amino acids)
Source: RefSeq, a predicted model, not a curated record
AUGAAUAGAGGAGACCUGCCAUUCAUUACAACUCAGAAAACUAAUGACAUUGACAGCCUUAAAGUUCGCCUGAAAAAUGGAUUGAGUUCCAAGUAUAAACCAGUAGACUAUCAGCAAUUAUAUGCAAUUACUGAAGCAAAAAAGCUAGCAUCUGCUUCUAUACAGUUAAAGAUCACAAAAACAGAGCAGACUUCAAAAAUUUCUAAAGACCAAAGGCUAGUAAAACAGCAUAAGAAAGUAUGGUGGCUGGAGUACAAAAGGCUCCAUGAAAUCAGAUGUAAAACAGAAUCUGAAAUUAGAAGUUUUCUUGACGAAGAGAACACUGAAAAUGAAUUUCUUUUCAACCUCAAGGAUUUUGAACUUGCAUUAUCAGAAGACUGGGAUAAAUAUCUACAGAAUGUACUAGAACCUAUCUGCCAGUUGAAGGAAGAUCUGAAAUGUAAAUCUGAGUUGCUGUAUGAUACUUCAGACCCAUCCUCAUCCGAAAAUGUGCUUGAUGCACACAAGAUGAUAGAAGAGGUUGAAUUAGUAAAGAAACAGUUGAAGACUAUUUCUAGAAGACUUGCCCAUGAACAAAUGCUUUUGGAACAGGAGCUUACAGAUUCUGGAAUAAAAGCAUUAACUCAUCCUUCAGAAGAAAAAAAUGAGUCUCAUGAACUCCCUUUAGAGUUACAAACUUUGAGAUGCCCGUAUCCUGAUUUGAAAUCUUCAAUCCUUAAGGAGUUUUUUAAAUUUACAGAGGAAUAUUGGAAGAAACUUGCUAAGAUUGAGCAACAUUUAAAAGCCAUACACAGGAACUUUGAGUUGAAUGAAGAAGAUCAAUGGAUUUACCAGGCAAUUGUAGAUCAGUAUCCAAAAGAUAUUCAGGGAAGAAGAACUUUGUAUUUGGAUAUGUUACAGAAGUAUUUGCCUCACAAAUCUAGGCAUGAUCUGGUUACACAUGAGAAAUACUGGAGCCAAUAUUGUUUAACCAGGGAUCAAAGAAGAAUUUUCUUAUUAAAUUGGGCUAAGGAUAAGAAAGAUUUUAUACAAAAAGCCAUAACAACUGUUGCAGAAGCAUGUACUGCUUAUGAAAUGGAGACCGUAUUGGCCCAAGACAGAAAAAAGCAACUGGAACUCUGUGCUGUUCUGAAAGAGAAGGUUCUUCAGUGGCGAGCACAUCAAGAGGAAGAAGCAAAACUAGAACACAACAUUAUUAUCAGAAGAAGGGAAAAAGAAAAGAAGGAAGAGAAACUUCGGAAGGAGAAGGAAAUCUUGCAGAGAGAAGAGGAGAAAAAAAAAAUCAAAGAGUACUGGGAUAAAAAAGAGCAGAAGUGGCAAGAAAUAGAAAAGAGAGAUCUUCAGCGCCUGGAACAAGUGAGGAAAAUAAUGGCUGAGCAAGCAAUUAAAGACCAAGAAAGGGUCAAAUUUAGACAGGGAUUACUGGAAAAGCGCUGGAUGGAGAGAAAAGAAAUGGCCAUUAAGGAAACAAAGGAACAAGAAGAAAGAGAGAAGAGGCUAGAGGCCCUCAGGAAACAGGUUUCCAUUGUGGCCCAAGUUGAUCAUGUUAGAAUGAUGGCAGAUACAUUGGCCUCAAAAGCCAGAAUGGGAAUUGGAACCGAAGAAGAAUUUGUUCUUCAAAAGCCACUCUUCAAAUUGAAUACAUAUACAGAACCCCAGAUAAUUUCUGACCCCAGACUUCGUAUUGAGUUAGCUCUUCGAGAAGCUGGACUUCACAGAACACUUUAUGCAAAAGAGAUCUUGCCAAAAAUUAGUCCUUACAAACUUCCAAGAAGAGACAUGGCAUCUACUGUCUUUCAGAUGUAGACUUCAGUUGCAAGUCCCAUCGUAUACAAGCAAGAGCCUUCUUUUUGAUUCAGAUAUAAACUAUCCUCAAAAGAAAUUUGUUAACU